Molecule: messenger RNA, 441 nt
Organism: Colletotrichum karsti
Lineage: Eukaryota; Fungi; Ascomycota; Sordariomycetes; Glomerellales; Glomerellaceae
Exons: 1
Coding region: 1-441 (146 amino acids)
Source: RefSeq, a predicted model, not a curated record
AUGAUCUUCUUCACAUAUUUCCUAUCUUAUUCUCAUCUACGGCCACCAUCGCUCCCCCUCAUCUCCUCCACCUCCUCCCCUCUCCCGGACCUCGACUCGGCCGCCCUCGCCACCACCUCGACGCUCUCGCCCUCUCCCCGCCGUCCCCGCCGUCCCCGCCGCUCUCACCGUCUGCCGGUCCUCACCGGUCUCGCCCUCUCCUCGCCGUCCCCGCCGUCCCCGCCGUCCCCGCCGUCCCCGCCCUCUCUUCGCCGUCCUCGGCUCCUCAACGCCCAGCAGGGCAUUCACAUACAAGGUAAGUGCACUCCUUCCCCUCUACCCUUCCCUCCUCUCUACUCCGAUACCUUCUCCUCCUCCAAACUGGUCCGUCACACCCAGUUUUCCGCGAUGGCCCCGGUGAGCCUUAUCACUACUUCUCGGGCAACGAAGCCGGACUCCUAA